Messenger RNA from Bemisia tabaci, 2681 nucleotides. RefSeq names its product transmembrane protein 41A. The record is from RefSeq and is a predicted model, not a curated record. NCBI's taxonomy places the organism in Eukaryota, Metazoa, Arthropoda, Insecta, Hemiptera, Aleyrodidae.
CCUAAAGAAACUUAUAAACAUAAACAAAGUGAAUCGUCCUCUGCACUAUAUAAGUUUAAGUUUCUACUUCAAGAAACAUGAAGAGAUCAUGAUGUAUGUGGCCCAAAAUUCUCAUGGAAUGAAAAAUUGGGAAAACCUUACAUCCUCAUCAUUAUAUACUCAAGUAUUCAGCUAAACGUACAAGCAUUCUACAAAUAUGGCGAACGUAGUGUACCUACUUGUGUUGGCCGCAAGUGCUUGUAUCAUACUUUACUUGCUGGCAACCUCUGCACCUGCAUUGGAUGCGUCGAUUGUCGCCAAAAGUUUAGACAUUGAUUAUGAUGAGGCUCAGAAAUUUGUCGAUAGUGUGCCAAAAGGGAUUCGCUUUGUUUUCCCUGGUAGUUUGGAGGAUCUUCAAAGAAUGGCCAAAGUGAUGGACAUCUAUAACCAUACACAUGCCUCAUAUGUCAUGCUUGUUUUCAGCUUUACGUACUUAUUCAAACAGACAUUCAUGAUUCCCGGCUCUGUUUUUUUGAAUUUGUUAGCUGGCGCACUAUUUGGUAUAUGGAUAGGAUUUCCUCUCUGUUGUUUGCUGACAACGGUAGGAGCUUCAUGCUGUUAUCUCAUCUCUGCUCAUUUUGGCCGGGAACUCAUUGGGCAACUCUUCUCCGGAAAAAUUCAAUAUUUUCGAACAUUGGUUCAACAAAAUGAGCAAAAUUUAACUUUCUUCCUUCUCCUGCUGCGAAUGUUUCCGAUGACUCCUAAUUGGCUGAUCAAUAUUGCAUCCCCUUUAGUUGGAAUUCCCUUGCAACAAUUUGUAUUUACAGCAUGUAUAGGUUUAAUGCCAUACAUCUUCAUGUGUGUUUACACUGGUGGGCUUUUAGUCACUCUUGAUUCUUUAGACAGCUUUUUCAAAUUUUCCACCGUAAUCCAGUUUGCUGUGAUUUUAGUCGCUGCAAUCAUACCUAAAUACUUCAUCAAUCGAGGAUCAAGAUCUCGCACAGUUCAAGCAUCUAUCAGUGAUGCAGCUGAUAGGAAAAGGCAGUGAACAGUUGCCAUUUCCAACAAAAAACAAAGCAGCUUUACAAAGGAACUCAUCGUACAAGAAUAUACAGACAGCCGCACAAAAAUUUUUCCGCUCAUCAUUGGAAUGCAAAAUAGGAAUACAUAUAAGAAUUUAUGUCCAUCCAAGAGAAUUUUCGAAAAUACUUCUUGCACAGCUGGUAGAGUUGUGAGUCUUUUCCUCAAAUUUAUUUCUUUCAGUUGUAACAAUUGUGAUGUGAGAUUUUUAUUCUUGUUUUUUUUAAAAAAAGCAGAACACCCAGAUAAGAAACUUUAGAGCAGCCUUCAUUUCCUGCUUGAAAUUUUCACGUCUUGGAACAAUGGGUCACUAGAGAAGGUCUGAACUAGAGGAAAUGUCAGUUUGAUUUCUCUUCAAAAUCUUACAUAGAAAACGAUUCUCACAACUAAAAGUUUAGAAAUCAACUCCUGAAUGAGAUAUUGAAAAGUAUGUCCAACACACAUCAAAUGUGUAGUGUCAUGGCACCCAUGCACGUUUUGAAUACUAGCACCUACUGUACGGAGUUUUCUGUAAGCUUAGUUAAGAUCUAACUGAUUUGACAACUUAAAACUGAGGAAAAACCGUUGGAAUACUGAAGCAAAAUGAGUUUCAAUUGAUCACAAUUACAUUAGUUCCUUUUUUAAUCCGAUCAGUACCCAGUAAAUUUUACUCUGUAAAUUAGGUUUUAUAAGCUGAGGCAGGGUGUAUUUUUUAAAUAUCUAAAAUGUUUACAAGCCUUUCAUCAGGUAUUUUUCUAUUUUAUUAUAGUAAGGUCGCAAAAUUCAAUUAAAGUGGGAGCUAUUUUAUCAGAUGAUUUUUUAAAGUUUCGAAAUUCUAACUUUUUGUGUGUACAUUUAAAUCUAGGUUUACAUGUAUUGUAAAUAUUAAGACUAAUGAAAUGUUUUUACAUCAUGAAAUGUAUCCAUCCAUUAAACUGGGAAUAAUGGAUUUGAAAUGUGAUAAUGCAAUGUUUUAAUUGGCAUAGGUACAAAUUCAUGAAAAAGUUCUUCCCAGUAAUGAAAAUAUCCUAAUCAUUUAUUAUGAUAAAGAAAAUGUGAUUUGCCGUCAAGAUUGCAACAAAAUCAGAGUUUUUAAAGAAGUUCACUAAGUUUACUUGGCAGUUAGCGAUAAUAUCUAAUAAGAAUCUUCCAGAUACUGUUUUGAAUCAUCUUCAUAAAUCAUUUUGGACUCACAAAUUACGAUCAGAAAUAACAGCUCCCUGUCCUACAUAUUAGGCUUUUCAUGGUACAGUUGUUUUUAACCUAGCUCUUAAUGUAUUCCUUAGCUGCAAGGCCGCAAGGAUGCAAAAAGGGUCCAAUAUUGUGGUUUGCAGCGAAUAAGGGACAAAUUUUGGCCACAGAGCAUUUCUCAAAGGAGAUAUUUUUCGUUUCCUCCCCAAAUGGGGCACUUUUUACAUGUUACUGUAACAUUGGGUAAUUUGCUGCAAAAGCGAAUAAUUUUCCGAGACAAAAACAAUUUUCCUAUAAAUGAUGCAAAAAUCUCUGAUUGCAAUAAACAGUCAGCUUCUUUGAGAUUUUGGCAGCUAGACGGUAAAAUUGCAUUGCAAUGUCUCAAAACUUUCAAGAUCGUUUAUUUCUUUGAAAGAUAAAGGGCUUGUCUGUUUCAUCGGAGAAUCCAAAAA